Messenger RNA from Prunus avium (sweet cherry), 668 nucleotides. The record is from RefSeq and is a predicted model, not a curated record. NCBI's taxonomy places the organism in Eukaryota, Viridiplantae, Streptophyta, Magnoliopsida, Rosales, Rosaceae.
CCAAAAGCAUUGAUUGAUAUAAGUCUUUUAGUUCACUAGGAGGAGAAGGAGGAGAAGGAGGAGGAGGAGAGAUGAGCAACAGCGGCGGCACAACAGAUGGAGGGGUUUCAGUGCCGACGAGCCUACUACCCGGAUUUAGGUUCUCUCCCACCGAUGAGGAACUGCUUUCCUACUACUUGAAGAAGAAGAUAGCGGGCGAGGACUCUGAAUUCAGCUUCAUCCCUGAAAUCAAUGUGUGCGAGCUCGAGCCUCGUGAUCUGCCUGAGUACUUCUUCAGCAAACCUAAUUACAUGAACACCAACAGCAAUCGCUGCUUUAGGACAACAGGUGAGGGCUUUUAUAAAAGCACAGGCCAUGUUCGUGAGGUCAAGGCUGAACUAUCCCAAGCUGUGAUUGGUAAUAAGAGGAUUUUGCCUUUCUUGGAAGGUCGUGCGCCCAAAGGCAAGAUAACCAACUAUGUCAUGCAUGAGUUUUCUCUCCCCAAAACUAAACAUGCCCAACUGGGUCCUAAUCCCAAUCAGCAGGGGGAGUAGUUCUAAACCACCUAACAACUAAGUCAGUGAAUUAUAAGAAGCGGAGGUAUGAUUCAAUCUGCGAUAAAUUAGCUGAACCUGGUAUCGCCUCCAAUUAUAAAGAUGAUCAAGCUGCUGCUGCUGCUAAUAUGAUUC